Molecule: messenger RNA, 1894 nt
Organism: Bubalus bubalis (water buffalo)
Lineage: Eukaryota; Metazoa; Chordata; Mammalia; Artiodactyla; Bovidae
Gene: BRD3OS
Product: BRD3 opposite strand
Exons: 2
Coding region: 751-1005 (84 amino acids)
Source: RefSeq, a predicted model, not a curated record
GGGGGCGCGGGCCGCACGGAAGGGAGAAUGCGCGGCUGGGAGAGCCGGGCUGGGGCUACUGAGGAUGCGCCCUGUUCGGGUUUACCCUGACGUCAUUUUUCCUUCGGGUUCAGGGCCCUCCUGGCUGCUCGGAGGAGAAAGGGGGCGCUGGCUUCACCUUGCGGAGGAGCUGAAGGCUAGCCAGAAAGAAGCCCUGCACAAAAAGCUGGUUCCACACCCCUGGCAGGGACCGGACCGCCUCUGCGCUGCUGAAAGCUGACCCAGGCACAGAUCAGGAGGGCAGUUCUCAGGGCAGCUGCUGCUAGUUUCGGCCUAGUGCACAAUGCCUUCUCAUGCAGGACAGCGGACGUGUACCUUCAGAGGCAGUGGUCUGAGGCACGGCGUCAGACUCGCAGUGGGCACCUGACAAGUCCUGCCUGCGGUGAGAGCCUCGUCCCUGUCAUCGGCACAGCUGACACAGAGCACACAGCCGUCACGGGGACACGCUGCGGCCGGGGCCCCGCCGACCUGCCUGCCGACUCACGCGUGGCUCUUGGCUGUCUUCAGAAUGCUUGGAGACGCCUCUCCAGUUUCCUCGCCAAGAGCCCUCAUAAAGGGUGUUGCCUGCAAAUGGCCUGAGUUCCUCGUUACCAUUAAGUUAAGGAAGGAAUCCUCACGCCCAGCUGCUGCAAAGCUGAUUCAUUAGUGCAUUUAGUGCAGAGCAGGUGGCCACUGUGCAGGAGCCCAGGAGCAGGGAGGUUCUGGCCAGUGAUGAGUGGCCGCGUCCCGCUGGCAGAGAAAGCUCUGUCUGAAAGCUACGCCCGGCUCCGGUACCGGGACACCUCCCUGCUCAUCUGGCAACAGCAGCAGCAGAAGCUGGCAUCCGCGCUGCCCGGGACGUACCUAAGCAGGAGCCGAAGCAUGUGGUACUCACAGUACGGGAACGAGGCCAUCCUCGUCCGGGACAGAAACAAGCUGGACGUCUCGCGGGACACGGGGCAGUCCAAGUUUUGUUCUAUAAUGUAAUUCUGGGGUGAAAAUCUGAGCCCAGGCACCAGGCCGCCUUGCUGACCCCUAGCCCUCACUGGGAGAUUCUGACAGGGAAUGUGAAGGCUGAGCUGUGAUAGAAGAGCCCCCAAACCCCAGAGGCGGCACCCCGCCCGCUCACAGUCGGGGUGUUGGGUGGACUUCUGGACCCCGUCCUGACCCUGCAGGCACAGCCACAGCCUGGGCCCAGCUAGAUGCUGUCCUGGUCACGCUUCCAAGAAAGUCACGCGAGAGAGAUACCCCAGGUACAAACAACCUUUUCACAUUCUUACAGGUUCUCUCUAGUAUUCCCUCCUGCCUGGUGAAGAAUGGGUCAAAUCUUAAAAAAAAUAAAAGUGAAUUGGCAUCAUGUAGGGAUCGGAAAUCCAUUGGCAGGACCACAGUGGUUUUACCCUAAACAGGUCAUUGGCAGCAGCAUUUCAGCAGGAACUCUGUGGCACUUGAGUUUGUCUAGUUACGAAAGCGAUCAUUGCCCGCGAUGCACUGUGAUCACUAGCUCCCUGAUGCUGGGGGCUGUGGGCAAGGCAGCCGAAAAACUUAGGUAGGGGAAACCCCCAAUUAUGAAGUUACACGUCAGCUGCUAACAGUGACCUCAGGCUUAAUCACAGAGCUGAAACAGGCAGGCUCUCAGCCGACAGCAGCUCGGCCUCUGCUCCAGGCCGCAGCCCCCGGCCAACUGCAGUGUUUGAUGUGUGUUGGCCCCCCGUGUGGGCAGGUUUAUGAGUCAGUUUAAGGGAUUUGCUGUAAUUAAAGUCUGUGUGGCAAGGUGAACGCAGAGGUGUCUUGCCGAAGCUCAAUUUUCUUUUUUUUUCGAAUUUUCUUUUUAAAUAAAUCUCCUUCAGGAGGCUCCUUCCUUCCUCACUCCAAA